Messenger RNA from Exophiala aquamarina CBS 119918, 1662 nucleotides. Its product is annotated as beta-glucosidase. Lineage: Eukaryota; Fungi; Ascomycota; Eurotiomycetes; Chaetothyriales; Herpotrichiellaceae. Bases 1 to 1662 code for a protein of 553 amino acids. The transcript has a single exon. Gene Ontology annotation, biological process: carbohydrate metabolic process. The record is from RefSeq and is a predicted model, not a curated record. Gene Ontology annotation, molecular function: beta-glucosidase activity.
AUGGCCGCUACGUACGCACCCCCUCCAGAGUCGCUGACGUCUCUGGUCCCAUCGUUAUCAUAUACGACCUGGGGCAGAUGGGAUCCCAAUGCCACAUCUUCCGCGAAUGAUACGAACAACCCUUAUGGAAAUGCGGCUUGGACUGCACUGUGGGAAGCAGCCAAACCCCCAAAUUUUACUGAGCAGGCACUCUACAGCACGACCGUGGAACCAACCGCCCUUCCAACAGAUGAAUUGAUAUUGCCUCCGGCAGAUUACUUUGGACCGACGGACUGUUAUCAAUUUCCUGAGGACUUCAUGUUUGGAGUAGCAGGCUCAGCGUCGCAGAUCGAAGGCGCCACCGCUGAAGAAGGCAAGGCACCGACGUUAAUGGAUAUCUUGGUUCAGGAUGAUAGGGCAAAAGACUACGUUACAAAUGAGAACUAUUAUCUGUACAAACAAGAAGUCGAACGGUUGGCCUCAAUGGGCGUCAAAUACUACUCCUUCAGUCUUGCUUGGAGUCGCAUACUUCCCUUUGCGCUCCCGUCAACUCCCGUCAACCAGCAAGGAUUACAGCAUUACUCAGACUUGAUCGAUUUCGUCCUUGCUAAAGGCAUGAUCCCAACAGUGACACUGUUUCAUUUCGACACGCCUUUGCAAUUCUUUGCGGGCAAUCUUACCGCGGCACAAGAACCUCCAUUGAUUGGCUAUGUCAACGGUGGUUAUCAGAAUGAAACCUUUGUUGAUGCUUUCGUCAACUAUGCUAAGAUAGCUAUGUCCCACUAUGCAGACCGAGUUCCCGUCUGGUUCACAUUCAACGAGCCACUGCUGUACUCGGACAAUGGCCAAUCAGUCAACAAUGUUAUCAAGGCUCACGCGCAAGUCUAUCACUUCUACAAAGAAACGCUGGGUGGUACAGGCAAAAUCUCCAUAAAGUUCAACGACAACUUCGGCGUUCCUCGCAAUCCUUCGAACCCUAACGAUGUAUAUGCAGCUGACCAUUUCAAUUCUUUCCAACUGGGCACAUUCUGCAAUCCGAUCUUCCUUGGAAUCGACUAUCCGGACUCGUUCAAGCAGACGGUUCCUGAUUAUGUUCCUUUGACGACAGAGGACCUUGCAUACAUCGGUGGAACAGCUGAUUUUCUCGGUAUAGACCCAUAUACUGCUACUGUAGUGACCCCGCCCGUUCCAGAUUCCAUCGAUUCGAUACUCGAAUGCACGACGAAUUCCUCGAGUCCAUAUUCGCCUUAUUGCGUUAAUCAAACUACUGUCAACCCUGCAGGUUGGAACAUCGGGUACCGAUCGCAGUCAUAUGUCUACAUCACCCCGACCUAUCUGCGACUGUACCUGUCAUAUCUAUACAAUACGUUCAAAACGCCCGUCAUCAUCACAGAAUUUGGGUUUCCAGUCUUCGCCGAAGACGAGAAGAUCGACCUCAGCGAUCAGCUCUUUGACACGCCUCGUUCGAUUUAUUACCUGAGCUAUAUGUCAGAGGUGUUGAAGUCAAUCUGGGAGGAUGGUGUGGAAGUCGCCGGGGCCUUUGCAUGGAGCUUCGCAGACAAUUGGGAGUUUGGAGACUACUCAGCUCACUUUGGCUUGCAAACAGUGAACCGGACCACGCAGGAGAGGAGAUUCAAGAAGAGUUUCUUCGAUUUGGUGGACUUUGUGAACGCCAGGUCAUAA